This is a messenger RNA of Closterium sp. Naga37s-1, 909 nucleotides long. NCBI's taxonomy places the organism in Eukaryota, Viridiplantae, Streptophyta, Zygnematophyceae, Desmidiales, Closteriaceae. The record is from the annotation of a GenBank genome assembly.
AUGGCGCGGAUAUCAUGUGUACACCUUCCGUAUGUAGCGGUGCUCUACCUAUUAGCGUUCUCUGCUAUGGUCGACGCGCUCCCGCAAAUAAAAAAUCUCAUCGGUGCAUCGCUCGCUCAGAAGCGCACCAUUCGUCGAACCACGGAUGACGGCGCGCGCGCGAGGGGGAUCGACUUCAGCCGGAUAGUGCAGCUGUCGGCGUGGAAGCCGCGCGCGUACCUCUACCGGAACUUCCUCACGGACGACGAGUGCGACCACAUCAUCAAAAUCGCCACACCGCGCCUCCAGCGGUCGUCGGUGGCGGACAACACGGACGGGCACAGCGAGCUGAGCUCGAUCCGCACGAGCAGCGGCAUGUUCAUCGCCGUCGCGGAGGAUGCGGUCAUCGCGCGCAUCGAGGCGCGCAUCGCAGAGUGGACCUUCCUGCCGCUCCCCAACCAGGAGGCCAUGCAGGUGCUACGGUACGAGAAGGGGCAGAAGUACGAGCCGCAUGUGGACUAUUUCCACGACCCCAACAACCGCAAGCGCGGUGGGCACCGGUACGCCACGGUGCUCAUGUACCUCAACAACGUCACCAAAGGAGGGGAGACGGUGUUCCCCACCGCCGACGACCCCUCGCCCAAAGACGACUCGUGGACUGAAUGCGCCAAGGGGAAACUCGCUGUGAAUCCCUCUAAAGGCGACGCGCUACUGUUCUACAGCAUGCAUCCCGACGGCUCGCCCGACCCCUCGUCGCUGCACUACGCGUGCCCCGUGGUGGAGGGGGUCAAGUGGUCCGCGCCCAAGUGGAUCCACGUCGCAGACUUCAGCAAGGCCUACUCGGGCCCGUCGGGCGGCGUGGGCUUGGCUGACAUGGCGGGCGGCGGGCAGGGGGUGCUUUCGGGGUGCAUUGAUGCCAAUGCCUUGUGA